AAUGACAUCAAAGAAAAAAAAGAGUAUUACUAUCUCGGUACUUCCUUUAAAAUUGAACGAUUUCAAGGAUGAAUGUCGAAUGGGUAUAGUAAGGAGAGAAGAUGCCUCAUAUUUAGUAGUGGCUAAAGAACGUAAAAAACUUUUUCGAGAAAAAGUAAUGGAUAUAAAGCACAUUAAAGUAAAUGAAAAGUUAUACUUUAUUUGGAAUGAGAAUUCAUAUAUUUUUGUGAAAUUAUCGAACAAGAAGAAAGAAGAAUUUUUGAAACAAUUACUACUGAAAAAUUUAAAACCGUUAACAAGCAAGAACUCCUUGCAACAGGUUGAGACUAAUGAAAAGCGUCUUGAUAACUUUAUACCGCAAGCUCCUCCACUGGCAAGCUCUAUUAUUCCAAAGGCUCCACCUGUUAACCUUGACGACUUAACAGGUCCAGCUCAUAAAAUUUCUAAGGAAGUUAAUAAUGAACAGAAAAAAGAAAAUCUUACACAAGCGUUUGCAAAUGCUAUAGAAGGUUUUGAAUUAACAAAAUUGAAAAAAGUAGAUAGUGAGAAAGCACACAAACCACCUGCUUUCGAUCCUGCUAGAGACAUAGUUGGAUUUGAUAAAGGAAAGUUAAAAAAAGUAAUACUACAAGUUCGAAGCAGAGAUCAAUGGAAUGGUAGUAAACUUGCAGGAGUAAUGGUGACAAUGGACAAUGGAGAAGUUGAAAUAGAAGGAAGAUCGGAUAGAGCAAAGUUUUACAAGGCUGAAAGUGGCGAUACCGGAUCACAGACUUCCCUUGUGGAUUUAGCUACCAUUCCAGAAAGACGAAAUAGUCUCUGCCCACCACCAUUUCCUGGCUAUAAACCUAGAGCGAGUUUUCAGCUUGAUCAGCCUAUUGUAAUGGAUGACACAAAAUUAAAAGAUAAAAGAAAGAAAUCAACAUCGUCUGUUAAAAGUAUAUCAUUUGAAGAAAACUCAGAACCCACUUGCUCUUGUCUGGGAUCUAGAAAGCGAAAGAGCACUAAAGUAGAACCUGCAUAA
This is a messenger RNA of Dimorphilus gyrociliatus, 1021 nucleotides long. The record is from the annotation of a GenBank genome assembly. NCBI's taxonomy places the organism in Eukaryota, Metazoa, Annelida, Polychaeta, Dinophilidae.